AGAUUUGUAUAAUAUUUUUUUUUAUUAGAAGUGUCAUGGAUAGGGGCUAACCGGCAAGAUCAUGCAAGAUGAGCCGGCACUGUUAACUGUCACUUUUUAAUGUUUAUUUAUUAUUUACCAUUGAAUCUAAAUUUUGUUUUAUAUUAUAAAUACUUUGAAUACAACAAACAUAUAACAUCAUAAAAAAUCGAUUUAACUUUUAUUAAUUUAUUCCACAAUCAAAAUGUUACAAAUUCCUGAUAAUGUUCGAGAGGAUCUAAUGAGGUUAGUACCAUUAUCAAUAUUUGAGGAAAUCGCUUGUUUCGUGUUCUAUGAUAAUCAUCCAAGAGAUAACAGAAAUAUUGAUGUCAUUAUUUGUACAUAUUCUGGAAAAAUAAAGGAAUAUUUCCAGCGAGAAGAAGUUGGAGAAUCGUAUAUCCCUUCUCAUUUAAAAGCGGAUAAGAUCAUAAUACUUAGAAACAGUGCCUGUAAACUCUUUUAUGUAGUGGCAGCUGAAGAUCAUCUUUUUAUUUUUAAAAGAGACGAUAUUUUUGAUGUUCAUAAAACGGUAAAUGAAAUUAAGAGUUAUACCAUAGAAGAUGUAGCCUGUACAGGUCAACCAUGCUUGAAAGUAAUUUAUAAACGUGAUGCAAGGCCACUUAUCUGUAAUGAUAAAUUUGAUGGUCUUGGUGAACAAUCUUUGUUGCUGUCUGAUAUACAUGUUGAUGAGAAUGUACCCAUUUUAAAUGAUCUGAAACGUAAAUUAAUUGAAACACAAUUUAUUUUGAAAUAUAAGGAGAAUAUACAUCAGGAGUUUAUAAAUUUACGCCAAAUGACAACGUUAAUAGCAUAUCAAAAAAUUAAUCCAAAUUUUGAUGAUUCCGUAUUCAAGAGUGAUAUUAAAGAUAUGGCUGGUGCAUUAAGGAUAAAAACCUCUACACCUUGGGUUAAAAUGUGUAAUAAAAAUAUUGUUAUAAUUUUGGAAAUCAUUAAUGACAAUGAGAAUGCUAUGGAAGAUGUGCAUAUCCUUCUUCAUUCUACAAACAAACCAUCACUAGUUUAUUCCACAAAAUUAUUUCAAAAAACAAAUAUUGAACCAUUUUGGAUAGAGAGUAAAUUGCAGACAGUUGAAUGUAACAAAGAGUAUGCAAUAAUUGCUGUUAUUGAUAUCAAGGAAAUGAAGGAAAAUGUUAUAAGCAGCAUUGAAUUUAGUGGUGUGUUGGUAUACAAGGCAAAUAGACGUGAAUAUAUCUUGCCUUUUGAGCCUGUUAACAUAUCAACUUUACAAACCAUGGGAGAAAAUUUUGAUGUACUAUCUAGUGAUAUAAUAGAUCCAUACACAGUACUAUCUAUUCUGUCAACCACACAAAAAAAUGAUUUAUAUUUACGCCACGUUAAGGUGGCUAAUGUAUCCGAAUUGCAUAUUCCGGACACAUUUUGUAAAUACUUAGGCAUGGAACAAAUUCAAAGUUCACCAAAUAUUGUUAUACAUAGAAAUUCGCCAUAUCAUAUUCUACACAGUGUUAUGAUUGUUUUCCCAUCUGAAAAGAAGUGUCAAUAUGAACAAGUUAAGGAAUUUUCAGUUUACACAAGGACACCUGACCAGAUAAUAUCUCUUAUACAUUUAAUCCAUGAUGCAGUUCCCUACCGAAUGGUUAUAACAACACCGGAUCAUAGAAUAGUUGCAAAACAUGAACAUUUAAAGAAAUAUAAUGAAGAAUUAUCGACAACAAACCCCCAACAAAAGGGCUACGUGGAAUAUGCUAAUGCUAUGUUGAAUCAAACUGAAAUGUUAAUAGAACACCUCAAUGACUGUAUGGUAAAAAUGAACGAAUCUAAAGUGCCAGAAGUACAACAGAAGAUUGGGCAAGAAAUUGAUGUUUUGGCCACGGGACUGUCAAAUUUUCAAAAAUUAAAAACCAAUAUACUUCAAGAAGAGAGCAGAGGCUUAAAAUGUUUAAGGAAUCAUGCAGGCCCCGAUUAAAAAUUUGAGGUUAUGGCUGUUGUUUAAGUAAUAGAGAUUACUAUAAAAUAUCUAUAGUUACAAUGGAAAUUAUUUUGUGUAAUAUUUUUUUAAUAGAUUCCUGUGAUAUUUUUUUUAAUGUCUUAAUGUAGAAAUAAAUAGGAAAUGUCAUAUUAUUGAAACAUUAUAAUACUUACACAUUUAUUUAUUUCAGUUCAUCUUUUUAGAAAUGUACUUAUUUAUUUCUUGAUAAUGAUGGUAAAACUAAACUGUUUUAGUACAUAAUAUAAUUACUAAAACAGUGGCGAUUGUAUUCAGUUUGGUCUACCACUGUUAGAAAUGAAUCGACCGUAUCAAAGCAAAUAGCCUAAGUUUUCUUUAAUGAAUACAUCCCAAGAUAUACCAUUCAUAUAUAAGUAGUUCAUAUAUGUUUAAUGAUAAUGCUCUUAUCUCGAUUAUCAAUAAUGUGAUUUUGCGAAUAUGACUGUAUAAAUUAUAAUUAAAAAUUCUUAAUUCGAUUUUAUACAUAUUUAAUUGGUAAGAAUUAUUUAAUAAAUAUUUAGAAUUAUAAGAGAAACAUUAGGGUCGAUUCUGAGUUAUCUCUAAAAUUGAAAUUUUAAUUUGAUAUUAUAACGAAAUCUUUAUUGUAAGUUGUACCCAUAUAAACACAUUUUUUGAUAAUUUAAUGAUCCGUAAAACAGUAAUUUCGCGAACUUAUUAAGUUAAAAUAUUGAUUAGGAAAUAGUUUUGGAAAAAUGGCUCCUCAGAAUCGGCUCCAUUGUUUACUUAUUUGUCUUUAAUAUUUGAUAUUAUGUAAUAUGUAGUGUAAAGUAUUAACUAUAAUAAUAAAAAUCAUAUUGCUGUUA
Messenger RNA from Galleria mellonella (greater wax moth), 2808 nucleotides. RefSeq lists its product as uncharacterized. The transcript has 5 exons. The coding region runs from base 224 to 1963 and encodes 579 amino acids. The record is from RefSeq and is a predicted model, not a curated record. Lineage: Eukaryota; Metazoa; Arthropoda; Insecta; Lepidoptera; Pyralidae.